This is a messenger RNA of Caenorhabditis auriculariae, 4037 nucleotides long. The record is from the annotation of a GenBank genome assembly. NCBI's taxonomy places the organism in Eukaryota, Metazoa, Nematoda, Chromadorea, Rhabditida, Rhabditidae.
AUGGGCAACAGCUAUACGUCGCUUACUACGAUGGAUCAGAACGACGUCGUUCGAGAAAAGUUUGAUUUUUGGCCUCAAAAAAUUCAAGAUUGCAGUCUUGAGAUGAUGAUUAAGAGGGAAGAGUAUCAAUUAUGGCCCAUUCAUUGUGAUUUUGUCUCGAGGAAAGUUUAUAGGUUACUGUAAAGGCUUAAAAACAAAUCAUUUUGUCAAUCUGUUCCUCAUUUCUUUAGGUUGUUACUUUUCUUUUUUUAGUAGCCUCCGUGAAUUAGACGGUCGAACCGUUUUCUUACAGGCAUUUUUUCUUCAGGAUAUUUUUUUCCUUCGUGAUAAAAUUUGAAAUAUUUUCAUAAUCAUCUUUGACUCGCUAAAAAUGGCUUUGUGGCAAUUCUCACGUUUUUCAUAUCUUUUGAAAAAAUAAAUUUCCCAGAAUGAGAAACUCGAUGUCGUUCCGAGACCCGUCACUGGCCCCAGAAAAACGGGCGGCGCAUGAUGACGUCAUCAAUGCACUGACCGUUGUGAGACCAGGAAUGAUCUUGUCGGGAAGCAGGGAUACGGUAGGAUUGAAAUACUUCUACGGUUACAGUAAGAAUUUCCAGAAAAUCGUUUUGACCAACACGGACAUUGGUGAGACCGCUCUGAGCUGGGAAGGCCAUGAAAAAGAAGUCACCAAGGUUUUCUUUCGAAUCGUUUGGCUACAGUAACCCUUUUCCUACUGUACAGCUGGCCUACCGUAAUACCGUAGCCAAGCACACAAUCCUCAGCGGCUCUCGUGAUCACACGAUCAACAUGUGGAUGUUCAACAGCCCAAAUCCUGCCAGGACUUUCACUGGCCAUAAAUUGAUCGUCUCUGGAUUGGCCAAUAUUGAUGGUUAGUUCACCCGGGGUCGCAUUUGGAAUGGCUUGACUUCUAAUGACCGAGAACCGUUUUGGGUCGGGCGCGUCUUGAAAUCAAGUCAUUUCUAGGGUGACCAUAAGCUUUGAGUUUUUCCACGAUGAAUAUUCUUUUUCAGAACAAUCUUUCAUGUCUGGGAGUCGGGAUACAACGGUGAAACUGUGGGACAUUGAAAAAUCGAAGGAACUUCGAUCCAUCACUUUGAACCGCAAUUUGGUAAUUUUUCCUUUUUUUUCGAAGAAAACGUCUCAAAAUCGAAAAAUCGAAACUUAAAAUGGCAAAAAAAUUGUAGCACUUCUAGUUCGGUAUACAGGCCUGACCUCAAUAAAGGCUUUUCAACUUGCAACCGACUUGAAACGACUUGCGCGCAAGGUCUUUAGAAAGCAUCAAAAAAAGCUAAAAAGUUUAAAUUCGAACUUUAGGAACCUUUCCAUGUGCGAAAACGCUUUUUCAAUAAAAACCAGGACAAUUUUUCAAAAUUAUCUUCAUAAAAAUGUAUUUCAGGUCACCCACAUCGCCUACAAUCAGACGGCGGGUCUCGCCGCGCAAACUUCCGAAGACAAAUGUGUCAAGUAAAGCCCUCAGAAAUUCCAAAAACAUAUCUUCUAAAAACCAGAAUCUGGAAUCCGAAGAACAUGCAGCUGGUGCACUCAUUCCCGUUGAAAAACCACAUCCAGUUGUUUUGCGAGUUCGUCGACGAAAAUACGGUCCUUUCAUGUAGCAACGGUUUCAACGGCGAAGGGGGCGAGAUUACGGUAAUUUUCCAUUUAAAACUUUUCAUGACUUGUCCAACUGAGAAACGGAGCAUGUUUUAAAAUGCAAAAGUGUUCGAAAUUGCCCUGAAACAGUGAACUUUUUUGAGUUGGGAAUUUUUUUGCGUUUGAAUAAUUUUUUUUUCAUCAGUGAACCCGCCAUAUACUUCAGUCCUGAAAAAUUUCGUAGUGGUCAUUAUAGGGUUUUUUGGUCUGAGGGACCACUAUAGGGGGGACUUUACGGUACCUACAGGUGUUGAGAUUUAAGUGACCCCUAGAGUGUUUUCUAAGCCGUCCCACUAAAAACCUAAAGCUUUGAGGCUCCUCAGAGGCAGACCUUCAGAUACCAAAGUUCAGUCCUCUUGGAAACUGUCUAGCCUCUCUGUCCCUCUCAAUCUCUCACUGGUGAAGAAAAAGAGAGCGCAGACAGGUUAGACUGUUUGAAGAAGUUACGUAUGGGUUUUACGGUAAUCAUUCAACUAUAUAGCAACACAAAUCACUGAUCACUCAUUUAAAAAGUGUAGAAACAUGUUUACAACUGGUUAUCAAUUAAUUAAAGCUUCAUCUCUCUCCUCAUCUCCAAUUAGCGUUUCUGAUUCUCGUGGUUGCCUUGAAAUCGUAUAGUUUUCCAUGAAAAAAGCUCGAAAGAUCAGGAAUCUGUCUUGUUUUCAACUAAUUAAGCGUUUAUUAAAGUCAGACUCAGUUCUUGCUACUUAUAUAUUUGUCUGAAAUCACGCGCUAGUCGUCUUUUUCCUAGAAAAAUGAGUGAUCGAAAAUCUGUCGUUUUUCUAACUAAUUAAGGCCAGACGCUUUUAUUUUCACUCAUUUUCAGUUUGUCUCACUUAAAAAUCACCUGAAAUCACGUGACAAUUACGCGGUUCCUGAAAAAACGAGCUCAAGUUGAUCAAAAAUCUUCUCGUUUUCAAGCUUUUUGUAAUGUUUUCAACUUUGAAAGGACCAAUUAAAAAUAGAUUUUUAUUUGCUUUUUAGAUUUCUUUCUCCAAAUCCUGUAAUCUUCUAAAAGUCACGCAAGAUAUAUGUGUUCCUCGAGAAAUGAUUCAGAUUAGAUUAAAAAAAUCUGCAGGUUUUUUUAGCAUUUUAGUCAGAAAUAUCUCAAAAUAUUUAGAAUUUUUUUGAAAAAAAUGACUCACCAAAAAGCUGAAAAAAAGGGCUUAUUAGUAGAGCAAGACGCAAAGAGGAUCAUUUCGCGGCUUUUUCAAGUAAAAAAAUCGAAAAAGCUUCUUUCAAAUGUCCUUAAAAUGCUUCACUAUAGCCGAAAAUAUUUUUGAUUCUGAAUAAUAUUUUUUUGAUUCUUUAACACGAAAUGACUCAUUUCUAUCUUUCAGAGGAAAAGCUCAAAAUUAAAAAACACAUAAAAGCUAAUAAGGCAGUUAAAAUAGCUCAAAAAUAUCAAAUGAAUAUUUGGAAUCAUUCCAUCAAAAAUAUUCGACCCAAAAAACGUAUUUCACUACUCGUGAUAAACCUUUACACUCCCUUGUAAGACAGAAACGAAAAUUCAAAUUCAAGGAAAACAGUGGAAGUAUCGGUUGAAGGUGUACGAUUUGCGGAUGAUGAAGCAACUACGGGAACUACGGGGACACGAAGGAUCGGUGACUUGUCUGGCAAUGUUGCCAGUCAACGAAAAUCGCAAGUUGGUCGUCAGUGUGGGCGCCGACAGAACCAUCCGUCUUUGGCGGUUGGAUGAAGGAAGUUGGUUUUUUUCAAAUCAAAUUUUCACAAGAGCCCCCUUCAGUUAAAACAGCUCAUAAUUUUUGAUUUCUUCUCAUAAAAUAUGGCUUUAAAAAGAGAUUCAGACGUCAAAUUUAAAAACUGAAGUCAUUUUUGCGUUUUUAGAGAAUUGCGAAAAAUCUUUUUUCACUAAAAAACGGGACCAGUGCAGUGAAGUCAAAGCUUCAAGAAGGAUGAUUAUGCUUCUAAUCAUAAGCUUUUUGAAAAUUAUCUAAGUUUUUGAGAAUCCCGUUUUUUUUGAACGUAAGUUCAUACCAAAAAAGAUUUUUAAUCUUUUUCAGCGUUGCUUUGGACCGAAGAUGCGCCGUUUGAAGCGGACAGCAUGCAAUGCUGCGCCUACAAUGAUGGACAGUUCGUUUUUGAAGAAUUUCUCAAAACUUUCUUUCAAAAGUUUCGAAAUUACAGUUACAAGCUCAAAGAUCUUUCUGAAAUUUUGUCGAAAUCGCAGAGUAAAAAUUUUGAUUUUCUAUUUGAACUGAAAUUUUUUCAGCAUAAUCGUGUCCGGCGGAAAAGGCCGACUGGCUCAUCUACAGGCCAAGACGCAGUGCGGCCGGAUCGCCCUGGAAACGGCUUGGAUCCAGUCGACGACGAAGAUCAAAGUCUCCACAAUGACCGCUUCGAAGAGCUAUCAGCGGCUCAAAUAA